AUGGCUGAAUCUGGGAAUUUCUCUGAGACUGAAUCAUACGAAAAUGCUCCACGUAGACGGCACUUUCAUCAAAACAGGCCCCCAUAUUCACCUAGGGGACGUGGUCGUACAGACCCCCAUGUUAUGAAGGCGUUACACAACUUUGGAGUAAGAGAUUUGAGAGAACUUCUUGAUCGUAAACACCAAGAUGAACAGGAUCAGGAAGAACAGCAACCCAUCGCUCCCCGAGGCAGAGGUCGAUACAUCGGACCAUCUGAACACUCGUUCAUCCAGAACCCCAUCAAUAUAAAAGUUCAACUCAUGACAGCAACAGGAGAACGCAAUUACUCAUUAAGUCAGGACGACAAAUUGUUAGAUAUCAAACACAUCCCUGAUCAUGACGAACAGGCAAAUGAACUGGACUGGGGUAGAGGUAGACAUAACAGAAGUCUAAGUGGUUUGGAAAGAGGAAGAGGAGGUUCAUCUUACAGGGAUAGAGGUUCUUCUUACAGAGGUAGAGGUUUACCAGACAGAGGUAGAGGUUCAUUAGACAGAGGUAGAGGUUUAUCGGACAGAGGUAGAUAUGAAAUAGGAAUGGCUAAUAAUGAGGCAGAUUGGUGUAAUAAUGAGUCUAGCAGGGGUAGGAAGGAUACACACAGAGGUAGGCAUGAUACAAGUAGAGGUAGAAGUAGAUAUGAAACAAACAGGGGAUAUGAAACAGAUCGGAGUACAAGUGAUUCAAACUGGGAAAUAUAUGAAACAGCUAAAGGAAGACAUUAUUCAGAUGGAAAUAGAUAUGAAACGAGCAAAAGUAGACCAGAAUCAAACUUGGAUAUGAGUGAGCCUGAAAGGGAUAGAAGAAAUUGGGGUAGAAAUGAUCCAGACUGGGGUAGACAUGAAACAGCUAGAGGAAGACAUAAUUCAAACAAACAUAGCGGUAGGCAAGUAACGGACUGGAAUGGAGGCGAGCCAGAAACAGACUGGGAUGGUAAUGAGACAGAAAGAAGUGGAAGAGUUUCAGAUAGGGGUAGAAGUGAAUAUAGAAGAGGCAGAGGAAGAGAUCCCAGAGGUAGAGGUGGGCCCAUGAGAGCUAAGAGCAUAGAAAGAGCUCGCCCCUUACCGUUUGAAACAGAAAACAGAGUUAGGGGUGCAAAGGUAAGAAGUAGGAGUGCUGAAACUAGAGGCGACAACGAUACUAAGAAUGAAGAUGGUGGAGCUAAAGGUAAAGGAAGAGGUGGAAGGGGUAGAAGCAUGGAAAGAGGUAGAGGUCGGGGUGGUUGGAAAACUGGUCGAAAUAAAAGGGAACAGACGAAUAUGACGAAUGACAUAAAUAAUGCAUCCUCUGAAAUUGUUGGAAUUAUUUAUCAAGAUAAUUGGGAUGAUGAAGCAACAGGGAGUAAGACUGAACUUGAGCACAAUCUUAACAAGACUUAUAAUGAAACCACAGGAGUUCAGGAGAAUGAUUUUGAUGAUGCUCUAGAAGAUUAUGGUGUGUCAGAUUUGUCAGAGGAAAAGUAUGAUGAAAAAUAUGCAGAUGAAGCAGAGGAAGAAGCAGAAGAGGAAAUACAAGAUGGCCAGCCCAAAAUAAAUGAAAAAGAGAAGGAGAUAGUGGAAAUCAAAGAAAAUCUGAUAAUAACCUCAGAUGAUCACAAACAAAAGAAAAGGACUGUCCGAUUUGACUUGGGAAAGGGUGAAAAACAAAUUGAAACAGCUGAAAGUGUGGAAAAACAGCUAGAAACCCCUGGAUUGAGAGAAAAACAUGGUAUAGAAGAAUUGGCCUUGGAAAGUAGUAGUUGA
Messenger RNA from Phaedon cochleariae (mustard beetle), 1776 nucleotides. NCBI's taxonomy places the organism in Eukaryota, Metazoa, Arthropoda, Insecta, Coleoptera, Chrysomelidae. The record is from the annotation of a GenBank genome assembly.